AUGGCUCUCGGUGCACAACUGCGGUGCAACCGCUGCAAGGAGACAUCAAAGUCGAAGCCGAAAACCAGAAACAGCACCACUCACCAUUUGGACUUGGUGAACUCAAGCAUCGAGGGCUAUUGCUUCACGACGACCAGUGCCAUGUAUUGGAAGUCCUGGGAGCACUGGAGAAUACCGCGGGGCAUACUGAUCUUUUUCUACUGGUGUGCAUUGACACAGGACUUGUUCGACCUGCUCGUCGAGUUACGGCCAUCUUCGACAUCUGCAGGUCUUGAAGAACGCAUCCAACAGCUGCAUCUAUUCGAAUAUAAGCGCCAAAUGCUGGAAUAUCUUGAAGCAGUCAGCACUUACGAAUCUUCAAACAGCUCAAACUCACGCACGCUUGGACUCGGACAUUACUUUAACCAUGGCGCCACUGGUAGCAUGACCGCAGGAUCUGGGCUUCAAGCGUUCUCAGAACCAGAUGACCAGCUCGGCUACGAUAACAAGUCGAUCCCAAAUGAAAUAAUAACCGAGGUCUUCGUUGAUUUUUUGACUCGCACCAGGCAGGAUGAGAGUGCGCUGUAUUUGAAGUCACUAUCUGCAAUAUGCAGUUCUCUCGACAACACUUUCAAAGCAUCAAACAAGGCCACACUCACAAACAAGGAUGGGCAAAAGACAAGGGAGAUCAAGGGCGGGAUACUCACUGUGCUGAAUGAAAGCAACGAGAUCAUUGCUUGGAGACUCGCGCCUCUCAAUGCAGAAUAUACGGCCCUAUUACCCACAUAA
This is a messenger RNA of Suillus discolor, 768 nucleotides long. RefSeq lists its product as uncharacterized. The coding region runs from base 1 to 768 and encodes 255 amino acids. The transcript has 5 exons. The record is from RefSeq and is a predicted model, not a curated record. Lineage: Eukaryota; Fungi; Basidiomycota; Agaricomycetes; Boletales; Suillaceae.